CACUCUCACUCCAGCUACUCUCUACACCCCGCCCCUCCCUCUUUCUCUUCUCUCCUCCACACACCGCCCACCCAAACACCACAAAAAAUGCGGCUCCUUUUCUUCCUCCUCCUCCUCCUCCUCCACCUCCACUCUCUCUCCGCCAUCGCAAUGUCCAACUACCGCGCCCUCCUCUCCCUCAAGUCGUCCAUAACCUCCGACCCCAACUCCGCCCUUUCCACCUGGACCCCCACCACCAGCCACUGCACUUGGUCCGGCGUCACCUGCGACUCCUCCCGCCGCUACGUCACCUCCCUCGACCUCUCCGGCCUCGACCUCACCGGCACUCUCUCCCCUGACCUCGCCCACCUCCGCUUCCUCGCCAACCUCACCCUCGCUGAGAACCAGUUCUCGGGUCCCAUCCCGCCUGAGAUCUCCGCCCUCUCCGGCCUCCGCCUCCUCAACCUCUCCAACAACGUCUUCAACACCACCUUCCCCCCUCAGCUCUCCAACCUCACCCGCCUCACCGUCCUCGACCUCUACAACAACAACCUCACCGGUGACCUCCCCGUCUCCGUCACCCACAUGACCUCCCUCCGCCACUUGCAUUUGGGCGGCAACUUCUUCUCCGGCCAGAUCCCUCCCGAGUUCGGCCGCUUCCCAUUCCUCGAGUACUUAGCCGUCUCCGGCAACGAACUCGGCGGCCCAAUACCGCCCGAAAUUGGAAACUUAACCACCUUGAAAGAGCUCUACAUCGGCUACUUCAACAGCUACGAAGGCGGAAUACCGCCCGAAAUUGGAAACUUGUCCAAUCUCGUCCGCUUCGACGCCGCCAACUGUAACUUAACUGGAGAGAUCCCGCCGGAAGUGGGUCGACUGCAAAAUGUUGACACCCUGUUUCUCCAGGUCAAUGCUCUUUCCGGGUCGUUGACACUCGAGCUGGGUUACCUCAAGAGCUUGAAAUCCAUGGACUUAUCCAACAACGUGUUUACGGGCGAGAUUCCGGGUUCCUUUUCGGAGCUCAAGAACUUGACCCUUUUGAAUCUCUUCCGAAACAGGCUCCAUGGCGCCAUUCCCGACUUUAUCGGCGACUUGCCGGAGCUCCAGGUGUUGCAGCUCUGGGAGAACAACUUCACCGGCAGCAUACCUCAGGGUCUGGGCAAAAAUGGGAAGCUCCAAAUUCUCGACCUUUCGUCGAACAAGUUGACGGGAACUCUCCCUCCCGAUAUGUGUUUCGGGAACAAUCUCCAGACCCUCAUCACUCUGUCAAACUUCCUUUUCGGGCCGAUUCCCGAGUCGCUUGGCCGGUGCGAUUCGCUGAGUCGGAUUCGAAUGGGUGACAACUACCUCAACGGGUCGAUUCCGAAAGGGCUGCUUAGUUUGCCCAAGCUUACACAAGUCGAGUUGCAGGAUAAUCUCUUAGACGGUUCGUUUCCCGAGACAGAUUCAAUCUCGGGGAAUCUCGGCCAGAUUAGUCUCUCCAAUAACCGGCUUUCGGCUCUUCCGCCCAGCAUCGGCAACUUCUCCGGCGUCCAGAAGCUUCUUCUCGACGGAAACAAGUUUUCGGGUCGAAUUCCACCCGAGAUUGGGCGAUUACAGCAGGUAUCCAAGAUGGAUUUCAAGCACAACAAGUUCAUGGGUCCCAUAACGCCCGAAAUCAGCCAUUGCAAGCUCUUGACAUUCGUCGAUCUCAGCCGAAACGAGCUCUCCGGCGAGAUUCCGAAGGAGAUUACUGGUAUGAGGAUACUGAACUACCUCAACCUGUCGAGAAACCAUCUUGUGGGCAGCAUUCCGUCGUCUAUAUCCACAAUGCAGAGCCUGACAUCUGUGGACUUUUCGUAUAACAAUCUUUCGGGUUUGGUUCCGGGGACCGGUCAGUUCAGUUACUUCAAUUACACAUCGUUUCUGGGAAACCCCGAUCUCUGCGGUCCCUAUUUGGUUCCCUGCAAAGACGGGGUUGCCAAUGGCACUCACCAACCUCAUGUCAAAGGUGCACUCACUGCUUCACUGAAGCUAUUGCUUGUUAUUGGGUUGCUUCUGUGCUCGAUCAUAUUCGCUGUUGCAGCGAUAAUCAAGGCCCGGUCGUUGAAGAAAGCAAGCGAUUCCCGAGCUUGGAAACUGACUGCAUUCCAACGGUUGGACUUCACGGUUGAUGAUGUGUUGGAUUCGUUGAAGGAGGACAACAUUAUUGAAGGAGGGGCUGGGAUUGUGUACAAAGGAGCUAUGCCUAGUGGUGACAAUGUGGCUGUCAAAAGACUCCCUGCAAUGAGCAGAGGCUCCUCCCACGACCACGGAUUCAACGCCGAAAUCCAAACUCUUGGUCGAAUUCGGCACAGGCACAUUGUUCGACUAUUGGGUUUCUGUUCGAAUCACGAGACAAAUCUUUUAGUCUAUGAGUACAUGCCCAAUGGGAGCUUGGGUGAAGUUCUUCAUGGUAAGAAAGGGGGUCACUUGCAUUGGGACACAAGGUACAAAAUCGCCAUUGAGGCUGCAAAGGGUCUAUGCUAUCUUCACCACGACUGCUCGCCUUUGAUCGUCCACAGGGACGUGAAGUCGAAUAACAUCCUUCUCGACUCCAAUUUCGAAGCUCAUGUUGCUGAUUUCGGCCUUGCCAAGUUCCUGCAGGAUUCCGGAACAUCCGAAUGCAUGUCCGCAAUUGCUGGUUCUUAUGGAUAUAUUGCUCCAGAGUAUGCAUACACGUUGAAGGUUGAUGAGAAGAGCGACGUUUAUAGCUUCGGUGUGGUUCUCUUGGAGCUUGUUAGCGGCAGGAAACCGGUUGGUGAAUUUGGGGACGGAGUAGACAUAGUCCAGUGGGUGCGAAAAAUGACAGACUCAAACAAGGAAGGAGUCCUCAAAAUCCUUGACCCUAGACUCCCUUCAGUUCCUCUCCAUGAGGUUAUGCACGUAUUUUACGUUGCAAUGCUGUGCGUGGAAGAACAAGCAGUGGAGCGUCCAACAAUGCGAGAAGUGGUUCAAAUUCUAACCGAGCUUCCAAAGGCACCUGGCUCAAAACUGGUAGAGGAUUCAGCCAUCACAGAGUCCUCCCCUCCCCCUGCCACUACUGCAUCAGAGUCUCCAGGUACAACGUCAAAAGACACGAAAGACCAGCCACCACCUGCAGUCUCCGCCGCCUGAUCUUCUUAGCAUAUGAAGUCAUAGUUUUUUUCUUCUUCUUGGAAUGCAAGUGUUCGUUCUAAAAUUGCACGAAUCGUACUAGCGUUUUUACUGUAUGUGUUGUUUAGUUUUAUUUGGGAGGGGUUGGUUUGGUCUAACUUUUAAGUUUGAAGUUUUUCGGUGUACAGUUGGACGUUUGGGGGAGGGGGGAGGCUAUUUUCUUAUAAGUUUGUCUUCAUCAUGUAGUAGUAAUGGUAGUAGUACUGAAUGCUGAUUUCCACUUCA
Molecule: messenger RNA, 3378 nt
Organism: Pyrus x bretschneideri (Chinese white pear)
Lineage: Eukaryota; Viridiplantae; Streptophyta; Magnoliopsida; Rosales; Rosaceae
Product: leucine-rich repeat receptor-like serine/threonine-protein kinase BAM1
Biological process (GO): protein phosphorylation
Molecular function (GO): ATP binding; protein kinase activity; protein binding
Source: RefSeq, a predicted model, not a curated record